UGCAGCCCCUUAACCAUAUUUUAUAUCCAUAUUUUCUCUUCUAAAACCUCUCUCUCUCUCUCUCUCUGUAAUAUUUCUCUUCACUUGAUAAACGGAAAUGGAGUCAUCAUGUGAGACGACAGCAACCGCCGUUACUCCACCGUCAUCUCGCUCCGUUUCGCCGUCAUCCUCUUCUUCCCCUCCACCGCCGUCAUCUCUGGUGGUGAGCCCUUGCGCCGCGUGUAAGAUCCUGCGGCGGAGAUGCGCCGAGAAAUGUGUCUUGGCGCCCUAUUUUCCUCCCACUGAUCCAAUCAAGUUCACCACCGCUCAUCGUGUGUUCGGUGCUAGCAAUAUUAUCAAAUUUUUGCAGGAACUGCCGGAGUCUCAGAGGGCCGACGCCGUGAGCAGCAUGGUGUACGAGGCGAACGCGCGGCUGAGGGACCCAGUGUACGGCAGCGCCGGCGCGAUCUGCCACCUGCAGAAGCAAGUGAGCGAGCUCCAGGCGCAGCUAGCGCAGACGCAGGCGGAGCUGCUCAACAUGCAAUGCCAGCUGCAAGCGCAAGCCAACCACCUCAUGGCCCGCGUUUGCAUGGAAAUGCCGCCGCCGUCGCCUCUUCACCAGCAAUCCGGUUUAUUCGACAGCACGGCGGCGACAGAAACCGCCCAACAUCAUGGUCUCCUUAGUACCUUAAGCUCCCUCGACGACAACAACAAUUUCGGUCAUUCCUUCGGCUGGGAGCUGCAGACUAUGUGGACAUGAGCCGCACAUACACGCACCUCUAAAGUUAAUCUAACUUCGAUCCAGUUAGUUUACACCUUUUCGAAUAGUGAUUGAGUAGCUGUCAAUUUUUCUGGUCACUCAAAAAAAUAAUUAAUAAUAAUUUUGUAACAUAUAUAUUGUACUAGAGGAAUAUUCAUGCAUGAAUAUUGAAUACCAAAUAGUAAAAUGUUAGUUAAUAAAUUAGGUUGCUUAUAUCUAUCAAUUGUUGUAUAUCAUAUCUUUCCAUUAUAUAAUAAACAAAAACCUACUCUUUUGUUACCUAA
Ipomoea triloba (trilobed morning glory) is the source of this 1023-nucleotide messenger RNA. Its product is annotated as LOB domain-containing protein 1-like. The transcript is spliced from 2 exons. NCBI's taxonomy places the organism in Eukaryota, Viridiplantae, Streptophyta, Magnoliopsida, Solanales, Convolvulaceae. The coding region runs from base 98 to 739 and encodes 213 amino acids. The record is from RefSeq and is a predicted model, not a curated record.